CCCUCUUGUGACCAUCAUAAUACAUGCUUCAAAUCACACUGAAUUAAAUUAAUAAAUCAAAGCUAGUAAAUGUUGUGUCAAUUGCCAGAAUUGAAUCUUUCUUGGUGCUGGAGCUGUGGUUACAUGUUUACUGGUUGACGCAGAUUGUACAUAAUGAACUUGUGAAACUGAUGGGAGGAGAGGAUUCUGAACUGGUUUUUGCAAAAUCUGGCCCUACUGUAAUAUUAUUGGCUGGUCUACAAGGUGUUGGAAAGACGACUGUUAGUGCUAAGUUAGCUUUGUAUCUGAAGAAACAGGGGAAGAAUUGCAUGCUGAUUGCUGGAGAUGUGUACAGACCGGCUGCAAUUGACCAGCUUGUUAUUUUGGGUGAACAGCUUUAAUCAGUUGACGAACAAGAGGCUAAUCUCUCUUUCACUUCAAGAUGAAGAAUAACAGAAUGAGUAAUCUUACUCAAAAGGAUCAUGUCAGCACUUGUUCAACUUUGGAACUUAGCUACUUUCAUUCUCCACUCCCGAGCAUAUAUUUUUAAGCAGUACAAGACUUUUUUCUGCAAUGUUUUUCCUGCUGUCAAGAUGAAUGCUUUGGUACCCCAAGUCCAUGGCUUGUGGCUGCACAGCAAUAUACAACUCUCCAACUGAAGAAAAAAUGGUGACCCAUCUUAUUCAUGGAAGUGAAUGAUGAAAUUGAAGUGCCAAGAUUAAUUGUCCCUUUGUUUCUUGUUCAUGAACAGUUGAUUUGUUUUAAGAUGAGAUGUAAAAUAUGUCUUGAGCAUGGCACACUCUUUUCGUUCAGUGUCGCGGAACCAAGCACACCUGAUUCUUUAGCUUUCUUGCAUAUUUGUAUAGUUUUACUCCUUCAUGUUUAUUGUAAGUGCUGUAAGAGCAUCUCCAACGCUCUCGCUAAUUGCUUCCUCUACACCAUUUUAGUGAGCAAAUUCCAAAUCCC
Molecule: messenger RNA, 945 nt
Organism: Ilex paraguariensis (yerba mate)
Lineage: Eukaryota; Viridiplantae; Streptophyta; Magnoliopsida; Aquifoliales; Aquifoliaceae
Source: the annotation of a GenBank genome assembly